GCAACCUGACCAGGCUUCCCACCAUUGUUAGACUGCGAAGAAGGUGGCAGCUUAGUAGAAUGUGUCAAGAAUACGUUCCCAUUCGCAGUCGCACCAUCACUUCCAGACGAAACCUGACCAGGCUUUCCACCAUUGUUAGACUGCGAAGAAGGUGGCAGCUUAGUAGAAUGUGACAAGAAUACGUUCCCAUUCACAGUCGCACCAUCGCCCAGAACGUAAACACGCCACGGGACAAGCAGAAAGGGACUGUUCACAAGAGAAAUCAUUCUGAAAACAAUGCAGAAACGACACAGCGACACGAGGCAACAGUACACAAACGCAAAGCACGUGGGCAGAAGCGUGAAAGUUUAAGCGACUUACCCUUCGCGGACACCGUUGACGCCAGGAGGAUCAGAAGGAACACUGUGAGCACGUUCAGUCGCAGUGCCAUCGCAUCGACGAUACCGGUUCAAGUGGAACUUUUCAAGCGGGCCAACUCAACUGGAAUCAGACCAAAAGAAAAGAGAAAGAAGCUCGGCCGAACGAGGAAAAACGAUCGCUCGCCGAUACUCGAUAAGCUCCGUGUGCCGCCGGCGGUUCAACGGCGUAUAUAAGGGUCGCCGUUCAAAACCGGACGUCCAUUCUGAUAACCGAUAAAAGCUGACAAUGUAUGGUUCACCGGGAAUUUUGCUUCUCCUCUGCCUAAUCGCGGCUAAACCAACGGUCCAGACGGAGCCGGCUGCAUCGCCGAGAGUGGUGAUCGUCGGAGCGGGUGCGUCGGGUAUCGCAGCCGCGUCAAGGUUGCUCCAGAAUGGCAUCGACGACGUGCUGAUCCUGGAGGCCGAGGGCAGGAUCGGCGGACGAGUGAACACGGUCGAGUUCGACGACUACGUGGUGGAUCUAGGCGCGCAAUGGGUCCACGGGCACGAAGGGAACGUCGCGUACGACCUAGCGGCGCCGCUCAAUCUCACCGACCACUCGGACCCAUUUGUUUUCAAACUCUGCACGUCCAACGGAGCCGAAAUCGAUCCCGAACUCACGAAUAACAUCACAAACGUGUUCCUGUACUACCUAGAGCAGAUGAAUGACACCGACCUCGUGGGCUGCAGCGGUUCCCUUUCCUCCUGCGUCGAGCCCAAAUUGAGAGAGGAAUUAGCUCAAUAUCCGGCGCUGAACGAGACGACGAUAGAGGAGCUGCUCUGGACGUACAACAUAAUGGUAACUGGGCUUGACCCUGCCGACACAUGGGACGACAUCGCGGCGUGUCAAGGCAACGAAGAAGGCUCGGGCGGAGACAGAGCUGUUAACUGGAAGAAUCGCGGCUACAGUACCAUUCUAGACAUCCUAAUGAAAAAGCUGCCGAACCCAGAGGAGGAGCUGCCGGUGCUGAACAAGACGAUCCUGAACGCCGAGGUGACGAAGAUCGACUACUCGAGCGAGGACGGUCCCGUGAAGCUGACCACGAAGGAUGGCAAAGAGUACGUCGCCGACCAUGUGAUAAUGACGCCAUCUUUGGGGGUGCUGAAAGCUCAGCACGAGGCGAUGUUCAAUCCCCAGCUGCCGGAGUCGAAGAUUAAGAACAUUAAGAACAUAGGCUUCGGGAACGCGGCCAAAGUCUGGCUAGCCUUCGACGACACCUGGUACAACGAAAGGGACUUCAAGAAUCUCGUGUAUCUUCUGAUGUGGAGCGACGCGUACCGGAACGAGCUGGAGAACGACCCGAAGAAGAAGUGGAUGCCGUACACGGCGUCGGUGAACAUCGUCGAGCACAAACCUCGUUUGCUGCUGCUGUGGAUCUCUGGGAAAGGUGGGGCUCUUAUGGAUGACCUCACGGACGAGGAAGUCCUCGAGCACUCGAAAGAACUGCUGCACAGCUUCUUCUCGAAGGAUUACAAUGUCACUGAUCCGGUGGCAAUGAUAAGGAGCAAAUGGCAUCAGAACAAGCACUUCCGGGGGACGUACAGCUACCCAAGCGUGGACACCGCUAAGACGCAGACGAGCGCACGGCAGCUGGGCGAACCAGUCUUGAAAAUGGGCAAACCAGUGAUCCUGUUCGCCGGCGAGGCCACCAACCCGGGCAACUACGCAACGGUGCACGGCGCCAUUGGCGCCGGAUGGCGGGAGGCUGAUAGACUGAUAAGCUUGUACUCCAAAAACAAAUGAACUCCGUAUCGACGAAGAGCGAGCCGAGAAAAACAGCUGUUAUCGAGUGCCUGUAUAUUUACAAAUGUAGAGGUCACGUUUGACUCGUCAAGGUGAUUGGCACAACACCGUAUCAGAGUGUCUAUUCACCUCGAGCUGCGAGUGUGUAGAUGUAUGUAUAUAUUCUAUAAGGAACACGUGCAGAGUAUGUUGUACGACCAAUUGUUUAAUACCUGAUACGGCAGACAGGUUUCAGCGUUUUGCGCCGGUGUCGGUGACAGUGGGGAUUUCCUGAAAUAAAAAUGAUGAAU
Nomia melanderi (Alkali bee) is the source of this 2432-nucleotide messenger RNA. RefSeq lists its product as uncharacterized. The record is from RefSeq and is a predicted model, not a curated record. NCBI's taxonomy places the organism in Eukaryota, Metazoa, Arthropoda, Insecta, Hymenoptera, Halictidae. Gene Ontology annotation, molecular function: polyamine oxidase activity.